CAUCAAGGCAGGCAUGAGUGGAGGCAGUUUGUUGUCUGCGAUAGACCAUCAUGAGACAGUACGCUCACACUCAGACUCACGCCAUGCACGUCGACCGUCCGUUGCCUCAGAACACGUAUCAGGAGUCUGUUAUUGACCCCGAAUCGUUCUUCGGCAAGCUCAGGGCGAUCUAUUCAAACAAGGUCAUCAAGACCCAGCUCGAGCAGCUCAGAAAGUCUGGGGCACUCCGAGCGUUUGACUUGAAAUGGCAACCUGUGUACGAAGUCAGACGGCUCCACGGGGCCAUGGCAUCGAUGGAUGGUCUCCCUCCGACGUUCGCUUGGGACUCCGAUAUCGGCAAAUGGAUAGAGUCCACCUGCUACUUCCUCAAUUCCCCUGACGGCGCCAAAAGCGUUCAUGCGAGAGAGCUCCGCUCUGAGAUGGACAAAGUAAUCGGCCUGAUCGAAAAAGCUCAGCAGCCUGAUGGCUACCUAAACAUCUACUUCACGGUGGUCGACCCAGCUGGCAAGUUCAAAAAUCUGCGAGACCUGCAUGAGCUUUACAAUUGCGGUCACUUACUGGAGGGAGCUAUUGCUCACUACGAAUACACUGGAUCUCGUCAGUUCCUGGACGUCAUGAUCAGAUACAUCGCACUUCUAAUCAAGACUUUUGGUCCUCACCCUGGCCAGCUACAUGGAUAUCCAGGUCAUCCCGAGCUGGAAUUCGCAGUGCUCCGAUUGUACGCAAUCACUCAUGAUCAUCGACACCUGGCUUUUGCCCAAUACCUCUUGAGUGAACGUGGAGUCAAAAGGGCCGACCAAGGUGACGAGUCUUACUUCGUCUGGGAAGCCAAGGAGAGGCGACAUGAUCCCAUCUAUCCUGGGCACUCGAAUGACCUGGACGACCUUGACUACUACUCUGCGCACCUUCCCUUACACGCUCAGAAUGACAUUCUGGGACACUCUGUCAGAACAUUCUACCUCCUGGCUGCCGCUGCAGACCUGGGCGGAGCAUUCAAAGACGACGCCAGGAGGUUAUGGGACGACUGUGUAGACUACAAGAUGUACGUCACGGGAGGAGUCGGAACAGAGCCAUCAAUCGAAGGCUUCUCCAAGAUCAAACACUGGCUGCCUCAGUCGACAGCUGAAGGAGGAUGCUAUGCCGAGACCUGCGCCGCUAUCGCAUGUAUGAUGACGUCUGAGCGGCUGCUCUCUCACCGAUUGGACGGCAAAGUUCGAGGCGUUCUCGAACGAUGUCUUUACAAUGCUGUCCUAGGAGGUGGAUCUCUGAACGGACAGCAGUUCUCAUACGCCAAUAAACACGCAACGUCGGGUGAUCAAACUGCCUUCCGGUCAGACUGGUUCCAAACCUGCUGCUGUCCGCCAAACCUGUCUAGGACUCUCGGCCUCUUGGGAGGGUACACGUGGACAGCCAAGAUUGACGCUUUGGAUAGGACCAUCGACCUGGCUAUUCAUCUGUUUGUGUCGGCAAAAAGGACCAUCAAGCUUCCCGAUGGUGGCUACGCCACGAUCAGGAUGCAAAGUGGCAUGCCUUGGGUAGGAUCAACCGACAUACAGAUCCAGGCGCCAGAAGGUUGGAGCUGGAAUCUCAGGGUACCCAAGCCUGAAUACGCAGCAAAGUAUAAAGUGUCUUCGUCAACAUCCCCCGCUGAAAGCGGCUACGUCAGCGUCGACGUCAGCCAUGUCUCUGCGUUCACUAUCAAUUUUGAUCUUCCUGUUCGACUGCUCGCUUCACAUCCGGCUUCUGGUCAGGACACCUUGACGGUCUCCCGAGGUCCCAUCAUCUACACUGCCGAAUCUGUCGAUAACGAGGCGAUCGACAAAGCUCAUAAGCAUUUCGAAGGAGUCGGGAUCAAGUCCAGUACUGAGUUCGCCGAGUCCAAGCUCGAUGUAGAAGGCAUACAUGUGAUUUCUCUCUCGACCAACUCUUCAAGCGUAUACACCCUGGACGAGAUGACCAACGCUCUGGCAUACCGUGUGGUUGAUGGAAAGAGCCCGACUCGGCAUUGGACGCGACUUGACCAAAAGCUGGUAUUUGUGCCUUGGUUUGCACGAGCCAACAGAGGAGGCUCAGGACAUCUCAGGACGUCGUUCCUGAGAGCAGACGAGGCAAAAUGACUUCAGCCAGCAUCAUCAGUUGUAGUCUGGGCAGACCAAUGCAUUCCGGUU
This is a messenger RNA of Kockovaella imperatae, 2168 nucleotides long. RefSeq lists its product as hypothetical. The record is from RefSeq and is a predicted model, not a curated record. The coding region runs from base 51 to 2117 and encodes 688 amino acids. NCBI's taxonomy places the organism in Eukaryota, Fungi, Basidiomycota, Tremellomycetes, Tremellales, Cuniculitremaceae. The transcript is spliced from 10 exons. Gene Ontology annotation, biological process: carbohydrate metabolic process.